GUCCUCGACCCCCACCUUCCUCUCCAUUGCCCCUCGCUCUUGAUUUGCACGCAAAGAUGGUCUACAAGGUCGCUGACAUUUCUCUCGCCGCGUUCGGUCGCAAGGAGAUCGAGCUCGCUGAGAAUGAGAUGCCCGGUCUCAUGUACAUGCGCGAGAAGUACGGUGCAUCCAAGCCCUUGAAGGGUGCGCGCGUCGCUGGAUGUCUGCACAUGACCAUCCAAACCGCAGUGCUCAUCGAGACGUUGACGGCUCUUGGCGCUGAGGUCUCAUGGUCUUCAUGCAACAUCUUCUCGACUCAGGACCACGCAGCUGCCGCCAUCGCUGCGACUGGCGUCCCCGUCUUCGCUUGGAAGGGCGAGACUGAGGAGGAGUACCUUUGGUGCAUCGACCAGACCCUCUGCGCCUUCCCCGAUGGCAAGCCCCUCAACAUGAUCCUCGACGAUGGAGGUGACCUCACCAGCCUUGUUCACGACAAGUACCCCCAGUACCUCGCCGGCAUCCGCGGUCUGUCUGAGGAGACCACUACUGGUGUCCACCACCUCUACCGUAAGAUGCGUGAGGGCAAGCUCAAGGUCCCCGCCAUCAACGUUAACGACUCCGUCACCAAGUCGAAGUUUGACAACUACUACGGCUGCCGCGAGUCGCUCGUCGACGGUAUCAAGCGUGCCACCGAUGUCAUGCUUGCCGGCAAGGUCGCCGUUGUCGCUGGUUUCGGUGACGUCGGCAAGGGUUGCGCGCAAUCCCUCGCUGCCUACGGUGCUCGCGUCCUCAUCACUGAGAUUGACCCCAUCAACGCCCUCCAGGCCGCGAUGGCUGGUUACGAGGUCACGACGAUGGAGGAGGCUGCUCCCCGUGCCAACGUCUUCGUCACCACCACCGGUAACCGUGACAUCAUCCGUGGCGAGCACUUCCUGGUGAUGCCCGAAGAUGCCAUCGUCUCAAACAUCGGUCACUUCGAUGUCGAGAUUGACGUUGCCUGGCUCAAGGCCAACGCAAAGUCCGUCGUCAACAUCAAGCCUCAGGUUGACCGCUACACGAUGCCCAACGGCCGUCACAUCCUCCUCCUCGCUGAGGGCCGUCUCGUCAACCUUGGCUGUGCCACCGGCCACCCGUCCUUCGUCAUGUCCUUCUCCUUCACGAACCAGGUCCUCGCUCAGAUCGCGCUCUGGACGAACAACUCCGCAUUCCCUCUCGGCGUACACAUGCUGCCGAAGGAGCUGGACGAGGAGGUCGCGCGCGCGCACCUUAAGCAGCUCAACGUCAAGCUGACGUCGCUCUCCGACGAGCAGUCCAAGUACCUCGACAUCCCCGUCGGCGGUCCGUACAAGCCCCUCCACUACCGCUACUAGACGCGUCGGGCGGUAGGACGAUAUCGAGACAGACGGCCUCAACGUGCCCUCACCGAUGAAAAAGGUCCUGGGAAGGGAUUUUCAACAUCCCGAUUUUGUUGAUGGCUAGUGGCAGUGCCUGCGCGCCGCGGUGGGCGUGUGCGCUGUGCUGGGGCGCGUCGCGGUGCGGGUGUGGGGAGUUACAUGGAUGUAUUCUCUUGGAGAGUGGGCCUCAACGCGCCUUGUCUCUUGCAAUCAAACAUAUUUACGCGAUA
Messenger RNA from Rhodofomes roseus, 1603 nucleotides. RefSeq names its product putative adenosylhomocysteinase. Lineage: Eukaryota; Fungi; Basidiomycota; Agaricomycetes; Polyporales; Fomitopsidaceae. Gene Ontology annotation, cellular component: cytosol. Gene Ontology annotation, molecular function: adenosylhomocysteinase activity. Bases 57 to 1349 code for a protein of 430 amino acids. Gene Ontology annotation, biological process: L-methionine cycle. The transcript is spliced from 8 exons. The record is from RefSeq and is a predicted model, not a curated record.